Messenger RNA from Fragaria vesca subsp. vesca, 1191 nucleotides. Its product is annotated as polygalacturonase-like. Gene Ontology annotation, molecular function: polygalacturonase activity. NCBI's taxonomy places the organism in Eukaryota, Viridiplantae, Streptophyta, Magnoliopsida, Rosales, Rosaceae. The transcript has 4 exons. The record is from RefSeq and is a predicted model, not a curated record. Gene Ontology annotation, biological process: carbohydrate metabolic process. Bases 1 to 1191 code for a protein of 396 amino acids.
AUGGCAAUGAUCAAUCACUGCGCAGGCGGAGGUCUACUACUUAUCUCCCUCUGCUUCUUCAUGUUCGGGUUAUCGGAUGCAGCAGCAACUUAUAAUGUGAUGAAAUACGGUGCAAAAGCGGACGGCAAAUCAGACUCAACCCAAGCGUUUGUCAAGACAUGGGCAGCAGCAUGCAGCUCUAAUCAGACAGCCACCAUGUACGUCCCCAAAGGAAGGUUCUUGCUAAAAGCUGCAGUGUUCAGAGGCCCUUGCAAGAGUAGAAUUAAAGUUCAGAUAUACGGAUCCUUGAUUGCCCCUACUGAUUAUUGGGCGCUAGGAAACUCCGGCUACUGGAUCCUAUUCAUUAAGGUCAAUCGACUCGCAGUUUUCGGUGGUACACUGGACGGCAAAGGAGCUGGCUUUUGGGCUUGCAGGAAAGCCGGAAAGAGCUGCCCUGUUGGAGCUAGGUCGAUAACGUUCAAUUGGGCAAAUGACGUUGUGAUAAGUGGUUUAGUGUCGAUCAACAGUCAGCAAACUCAUCUUGUGAUCAACAGCUGCAACAAUGUGGUGGUCAGAAACGUUAAGUUGGUUGCUCCGGCUGACAGCCCCAAUACUGAUGGCAUUCAUGUGCAGAGCUCAACUGGUGUUACUAUCACCGGCGCAACCUUGCAAACCGGAGACGAUUGUGUAUCAAUUGGAGCUGGCACCAAAAACCUCUACAUGAGUAACAUCAAGUGCGGCCCAGGACAUGGCGUAAGCAUUGGUAGUCUAGGCAAGGAAGCGAACGAAGCUGGGGUCCAAAAUGUGACGUUAACGAAUGCAGUUUUCAGUGGAUCGGACAAUGGAGUGCGAAUAAAGACAUGGGCCAGGCCCAGCAACGGGUUUGUGACCAACGUUCUCUUCCGGAACAUCAUGAUGAGGAAUGUCGAGAACCCCAUCAUCAUCGAUCAGAACUACUGCCCAAAUAACAACGGUUGCCCUAACCAGACUUCUGGUGUAAAGAUUAGUCAAGUGACAUACAAGAACAUACAAGGGACGUCGGCAACGGCGGAGGCAGUAACAUUUGAUUGCAGCCCAAGCAAUCCGUGCAGAGGGAUUAGAUUGGAAGACAUCAAGCUCACAUACAUGAAUCAAUUAGCCACAUCUUCAUGCAAGAACAUCGAUGGAACCAGCACGGGAGUGCUCAUGCCCCAGAGUUGCGUCGCAAGUUGA